UCCUCGAAGUGGUUUUCCAUCUGCACCAUUCAAGAUGCAGAAGGACCUGCUUUGCAGCCUCCUCUCGGCUCUGAUAAUGCUGACUAGCAUCCCGGCCCGUGUGGAUGUAUGUGACUCUGGUCAGUCCAUUUGCGGGGCCCAAGGUCCUGGGGAUGUUGUGGUAGGUAUACUGUUGCCAUGUCAUCGUAAAGUGGAGGCUCUUAAUGACCGGAUUAGACCUGAAAGCUUCCACUGCUCAGAUUUUGAUCUAGAGUCAUUUAUGAUAUCCUUGGCUGCAAUCCAUGAAAUUGAGGAGAUAAAUGCAGCUGGCUUCCUUCCAGGAGUCCGUCUUGGAUAUUUGAUGUGUGACACAUGCUCAUAUGCAAGCAAAGCAUUGCAGAAUGUGGAGCACAUGCUUGCAGUCAACCGGACUCUAAAUGUGAAGUGCGACAAUAUUGACUUCAGGCCCAGAGUCAAGAUUAUUUUAGGAGCAAUGUACUCUGAGGUGUCCGUUGCUGUGGCCAGACUGCUGAACGUGUACAUGGUCCCUCUGCUGAGCAGCACAUCAUCUUCACCAGAACUGAGUGAUAAGCUGCGCUACCCAUCUUUUAUGCGCACUAUUCCCAGUGAUAAGCAUCAGACCAAAGCCGUGGCCAAAAUUAUGCAUCACUAUGACUGGAACUGGGUCGGGGUUGUUUAUGGGGAUGAUGAAUAUGGCAGGUCGGCUUUCCAGAGCUUUCUCAGAGACGCUGAGGCAAAUAGUGUGUGCUUGGCCUAUCAAGAGAUGUUGCCUCAUUACCUUGAUCAUUCACUCAGCAUGCAACGUGUUGAGCAGGUCGCUCAGCAGAUCCGCUCCUCCAGUGCCCAGGUGGUACUGCUAAUCCUCAAGGCAGACCUGGUGAAGGUCCUCUUUAAGGAAAUGAUCAGGACCAACACAUUGAGGACCUGGAUUGCUAGUGAUGCCUGGUCCAGGAGCAGGUCGAUUGCCCAAAUGGAUGGCAUCAACAAGGUUGGGGACAUCUUGGGCUUUACCUUUGUUGCAGGCAAGAGUGAAUCAUUUGAUAAUUAUCUUAAGAAUCUUACAGUAACCCCAGGAGGAUAUAACCACUUCAUUGAAGAAUACAAGAACCUGAGAUUCAAGUGCACAUCAGAAUGUUUCUCAAACAAGCCUCCAUCCAAUUGUCCCACACCUGACCUCCUGAAAAUUAAAUCUGACAAUGCAUGCAACUUCAAGGAUCCCCAAGAACAAAAUGAUGACUAUCUUGUAAAGGCUCUGGACACAAGUGAAGCCCUGCCUACCAAAGUAGCAGUGAGGGCCAUAGCAAAUGCCCUCAAAACGCUGCUGAAGUGCAACGAUUCCUUAUGCUUGGGAGAAGUUAACUUCCCACCAUGGAAGCUUCUCAAAGAACUAAAGAAGGUUAAUUUCGAGCUUGACAACCAGAAUUUCCUCUUUGACGAACAUGGUGAUUUCAUAAGUGGUUAUGAUCUGAUCAUGUGGGAAAGGGACGGACACCACAGAAGACUGAAAAAGAUUGGGAACUACAAUGUCCUUGAUGAACAAAUCGGACUUGUUGGGGAAAAUUUCACCUGGCUUUCAACAACCAAUGCCACGAUCCCUCAGUCUAGAUGCUCAGAGCACUGCCCCCCUGGCUCGGUAAAGAAGAUCUUGAACGUAUCCUGCUGUUACAACUGCACCCUGUGUACGGAGGGUACCUAUUCAGAUGCCUGGGAUCUUCAUGUCUGCAAAAGGUGUCCCAAUGGAACCUGGUCUCUCAAGGGUUGGGAUCAGUGCACGCCAAGAUGGGAGUCCUAUCUGCAAUGGAGUGAUCCUCAUCCCAUCGCCAUGAUGGCAGCUGCAGCCUUUGGCAAUUUGCUCUUGUUGGUUAUCUUCAUUAUCUUUUUGGUGCACAGAGAUUCCCCGCCAAUGAAAAGAGCUGAGGUGAGAUUGUCCUGUGUGAUGAUGGCUGGUCUGGCAGUGAGCUUCACAAGUGUGAUUUGCUUCAUGGGCAAGCCCAGUGUCCACCUCUGCCGGGCCCGCCAGCUAAUGUAUGCCAUGGGCUUCACCUUGUGUGUGUCCUGCAUCCUAGUCAAGUCCUAUCGUUUGUUCCUGGCUUUCCUUCCCUUCGGUCAGAUGACAAGCAGGCGACUACACAAACUUUACAACCCCCCUGUAAUUGUUGUUGUCAUAACUACUCUCCAGGGGAUCAUCUGUCUUCUCUGGCUGAUCUUUGAUUCUCCUGAUAUUGAUGACACCCCGCCAUCCCCACAAAGCAUGAAGAAAGUAGUCCAGUGCAGUGAAGGUGCCACAUUCAUAGGUUUUGGCAUUAUGCUGAGCUACAUAGCUCUGCUAGCACUGGUUGGCUUCCUCUUGGCCUUCAAAAGCAGGAAGGUUCCUCAGGAGUUCAGUGAAACAGGUUACAUCAUUUUUAGCAUGCUGAUGUACUUAUUUGUAUGGGUGUGUUUUGUCCCAGUAUAUAUCACCAACCAUGAAAAAGGCACUCCUGUGCAGGCUUCGGCCAUUCUAGUAUCCAGCUAUGGCAUCAUUUUCUGCCAUUUUUUACCCAAGUGCUACGAAGCAUUUUGGGGGUCAAAGGCCGAUACACUGGAGAGGAUUCUGAGGAGAUGGAGACUCAUCUCCAGUCCAAAUGUUGAUUCAUCGACAGCGAGAGAUAUCGAUAUCCAUGGAAUAAAUACAACCACACAAAGGAGCGACAGGUUUUCCGUAUCAAGUACAUCAACUAUAUUGAGGAGCUCAGGGACACUCAGCGAGGUCAGCCCGACUGAUUCAUCGCUGGUCAUAGUGCCGAUGUCCAGUGAGAAGAUGCAUGUUGAUCCUCUCUUUAACAGGCUAGGAACAAAAAUGAGGAGACGAAGAAGUAUAUCCUUCUAAAACUGAUUAAAACUGAUUCUUUUAUAUAUGUAUAUAUAUAUUAUCUUGAUUUUAUUUUAUCAUCUUUCUCAUCUUUCUUAUUAUCUUGUUUCUAACAGGGGGGUUGCAAUGCAAAUUUCAUUGACAUGUCCAUGCUCAAUGACAAUAAAGGAAAUCUUGAAUCUUGAGUCUUGAAUGUGUAUAUAGUAUCAGUAUAUACCAGUCAUUUGUGUUCAAAAUCCAUGUAAAGUUAAAAUUUGCUUCCUGAUGAAAAUGGUGUUAUUGUAUACAACUAUAUCUGGUAUUAAAAAAUAUCUUUGGU
Messenger RNA from Chelmon rostratus (copperband butterflyfish), 3170 nucleotides. RefSeq names its product G-protein coupled receptor family C group 6 member A. NCBI's taxonomy places the organism in Eukaryota, Metazoa, Chordata, Actinopteri, Chaetodontiformes, Chaetodontidae. The record is from RefSeq and is a predicted model, not a curated record. Gene Ontology annotation, molecular function: G protein-coupled receptor activity. The coding region runs from base 35 to 2869 and encodes 944 amino acids. Gene Ontology annotation, biological process: G protein-coupled receptor signaling pathway. Gene Ontology annotation, cellular component: membrane. The transcript is spliced from 6 exons.